GUCAACGCCGGCGCAUGCGCACAAAGGGCGGCCUGGUCUUCGUCCGCGGCGGCCGCUGAGGAACCCCUCGCGCCUGCCCGGCCUGCCGUUCGCCUCCCGGCUUUGGUUCGCUUCGGUUCCCCUCGGUUCCCCUCGGCUCCGCCCUAGCCCUCCUGAUUCUUCCUAGCUCGGCCCCGGCCGCCCGUCUCCGCCGCCGCAAUGAUGAUGAUGGCAUUGAGCAAGACUUUCGGGCAGAAGCCAGUCAAAUUCCAGCUGGAGGACGACGGCGAGUUCUACAUGAUCGGCUCUGAGGUGGGAAACUACCUCCGUAUGUUCCGAGGUUCUCUGUACAAGAGAUACCCCUCACUCUGGAGGCGACUAGCCACUGUGGAAGAAAGGAAGAAAAUAGUUGCAUCGUCACAUGGUAAAAAAACAAAACCUAACACUAAGGAUCAUGGAUACACCACCCUUGCCACCAGUGUGACGCUCUUGAAAGCCUCAGAAGUGGAAGAGAUUCUGGAUGGCAAUGACGAGAAAUACAAGGCUGUGUCCAUCAGCACAGAGCCCCCCACCUACCUCAGGGAACAGAAGGCCAAGAGAAACAGCCAGUGGGUACCUACUCUGCCCAACAGCUCCCACCAUCUGGAUGCUGUGCCAUGUUCCACCACUAUCAAUAGAAAUCGCAUGGGCCGGGACAAGAAGAGAACCUUCCCCUUAUGUUUUGAUGACCAUGACCCAGCUGUGAUCCAUGAGAAUGCAUCACAACCUGAGGUGCUGGUACCCAUCCGACUGGAUAUGGAGAUAGAUGGGCAGAAGCUUCGGGAUGCUUUUACCUGGAACAUGAAUGAGAAGCUAAUGACCCCAGAGAUGUUUUCAGAAAUCCUUUGUGAUGACUUAGAUCUGAAUCCACUGACAUUCGUGCCAGCAAUUGCCUCUGCCAUCAGACAGCAGAUUGAGUCCUACCCGACAGACAGCAUCCUGGAGGACCAAUCUGACCAGCGUGUCAUCAUCAAGCUGAACAUCCAUGUGGGAAACAUCUCCCUGGUUGACCAGUUUGAGUGGGACAUGUCGGAGAAGGAGAACUCCCCAGAGAAGUUCGCCCUGAAGCUGUGCUCAGAGCUGGGGUUGGGCGGGGAGUUUGUUACCACCAUUGCGUACAGCAUCCGGGGACAGCUGAGCUGGCAUCAGAAGACCUACGCCUUCAGUGAGAACCCACUCCCCACCGUAGAGAUUGCCAUUCGGAAUACGGGUGAUGCUGACCAGUGGUGCCCCCUGCUGGAGACCCUGACUGAUGCUGAGAUGGAAAAGAAGAUCCGAGACCAGGACAGGAACACAAGGCGAAUGAGGCGUCUUGCCAACACCGCCCCAGCCUGGUGACCAGGUCAACCGUGCUCAGCUCCCACAGAGUACCUUGGAAGACUGGUCUGCCUUUCCCUCUUCUGUGACAAGGAGAAAGGCAAGGAAGAGGACAGCUGGUGCCAUCCUGAGGAAUGGGGUCAGAUGGGAACCUCCAGGGCACCUUCCCUUAGCACACAUUCCAUAUGCAAAGCUCCAGUCCUGUUCUCCCAUGCCCAGUACUGUCCCCCAGAGUCUGGAGUCAGGAAGAAGCUUCAGUUUGGGUUGUGUUUUGUUUUUGUAUAGGAGCCCUAGCAGGGCUAACAACACGUUUUAAAUAAAAGGCAACAUGUUCAAUUUCUUGAA
Messenger RNA from Nannospalax galili (Upper Galilee mountains blind mole rat), 1680 nucleotides. RefSeq names its product SWI/SNF related, matrix associated, actin dependent regulator of chromatin, subfamily b, member 1 (gene Smarcb1). Lineage: Eukaryota; Metazoa; Chordata; Mammalia; Rodentia; Spalacidae. The record is from RefSeq and is a predicted model, not a curated record. Gene Ontology annotation, molecular function: transcription coregulator activity. Gene Ontology annotation, cellular component: nuclear chromosome; nucleus. The transcript has 9 exons. Bases 199 to 1356 code for a protein of 385 amino acids. Gene Ontology annotation, biological process: regulation of transcription by RNA polymerase II; chromatin remodeling.